GGCUAGCGUAUAUAACCCAGUUGGAACCAACAGAGCAUGUACCAGUCUCCUUCUUUCCGCCUCAGUAGAAUCAGCAGUGUGACCAUGAAGUCUCUCCUGGCCGGGUUCUUCCUGCUCGCGGCCUCUGGCUCGCUGCUGGCUCACCCCAUCACAGAGUCCGCUGAGAUGUCCUAUCCUGGACCCGCAGCAGUGGAGGACCGAGGGCUCGGCCCUCUGGACGAUCUCUCCCUCUCGGAGCAGGACUUCCCUCCUCCGGACGCUGGUCUCAGAUAUUCCACUCUGAUAUCUGGGGAGAUCGACAGAGACGGCGUCAGGACGACAGGCCUGUUCCCCCGCGGCAUGAAACGAGAGGUCCUGCUGGAGAAACAAAGUCUCCUGAAUCCUUUCAGCCGCGCGCUCGGCUUCAGGAAGCAGUUCAGGAAGAGAGCGGGGAACUCCGAGUGUUUCUGGAAGUAUUGUGUCUGAGACUGACCAACAGGCCCUCAAACAAUAAGCCCACAUGUUGCACUCACACACGUACAUGAGACCACAUCCACAUCAUUCGCCUGUUUGUGCUCACAUGCAUGUACUGUACUCACAAUUACAUGAGCAGGUAUGAUUGUGAGAUAUUGCUUGAGGACUUUUAUGUUGUGUGAAACUUAUAUUUGUGUGAGCGAUGUGUGACCCCGUGUAUUCUGAAUGUGAGAGUCUGAGGUUGCGCAGCACUGUCGUACGCUGAACAGAAAUAAACACCUAUAUUAUAAGAA
Molecule: messenger RNA, 746 nt
Organism: Scophthalmus maximus (turbot)
Lineage: Eukaryota; Metazoa; Chordata; Actinopteri; Pleuronectiformes; Scophthalmidae
Product: urotensin-2-like
Exons: 4
Coding region: 37-465 (142 amino acids)
Biological process (GO): blood vessel diameter maintenance; regulation of blood pressure
Cellular component (GO): extracellular region
Molecular function (GO): hormone activity
Source: RefSeq, a predicted model, not a curated record